This is a messenger RNA of Microthlaspi erraticum, 1248 nucleotides long. Lineage: Eukaryota; Viridiplantae; Streptophyta; Magnoliopsida; Brassicales; Brassicaceae. The record is from the annotation of a GenBank genome assembly.
AUGGAACAACAAUGCAAAAGAGGUGGUCAAAGUUUGAGAAAUCGAGAGGUUGUGAAUGAGGACAGGAUAAGUGAGUUGCCUGAAGAUUUGCUUGUGAAGAUAUUAUCUUCACUUCCAGCAAAAAAUGUCACAGCUACAUGUGUUUUGUCUAAACAAUGGAGAUGUCUUUGGAAGAUGGUACCAAUUAAUCUCAUGUUUGAUUCCGAUAAAUCUUCAAAAUUUAAAGAGAAUGUUCACAAGUCUGAUUCGGAUAAAUCUUCAAAAUUUACAGAGAAUGUUCACAAGUCUUUGCUUUUCCAUAAAGCUCUGGAUAGUUUGCAUUUAAAAAUUGGACGUAUACGUUUUGCGCUUAAUCUUGGAACAUGGAUUAGAAUUGCAUUUGCACGCCAUGUGCGUAAACUGGUACUGGAUUUUCACUUAGAGGAGGAAGGCUUAGUCAUAUCUCCAGCGUCAUUGUGUAGCUUUAAUGACACACUCGAGAUCAUGAAACUCAAGUAUAGCAUUCUUUUAGUCAUUCCUUCUCCGGUUUGUUUGAAGUCUCUUAGAAAAUUGCACCUCUACUACGUGAAAUUUAAAGACGAAGCUUCUCUUCACAACCUGUUAUGUGGAUGCCCUAGUCUUGAAGAUUUGGUCGUUCAUCGAAAAUGCUAUCUUGAUGUGGAGACUUUCACUAUUGCGGUGCCGUCAUUACAAAGACUAACCGUAGAAGAUGAUCUCUCAAGACAACAUGGUGGAGGCUAUGUGAUAAAUGCUCCUUCUUUGAAAUACUUGAACAUAUUAGGGUUUCAUGAUAUUGAGUUUUUCCUGAUUGAGAAUAAGCUAGAGCUGGUGGAGGCAAAAAUCAUUAACGUUUCUAAUAUUCCCAAUGAGAAUAUUCUGAGAUCACUAACGUCAGUGAAACGUCUCUCCUUGCACUUAUCACCCUUAAAGCCAAUAGAUCCGUAUUGUAAUAAAGAGGAUUGUCCAGUGGAGUGGAAAUGGGAGCAACCGAAAUGUGUACCGGAAUGUUUGUUGUUUCAUCUUGAGAGAUUCGUGUGGAGAAGAUACGAGUGGCAACGAGAAGAUGAGAAAGAAGUGGCUACAUACAUCCUAAAGAACGCAAGACUGUUGAAGAAAACAACUUUCUCCACAAAACCUAUCCACUCUAAAGAGGUUGAGAAGUUGGAAAAGAGACGUGAGAUGCUUAACGAGUUGGUUAGUGUGGCCGGGGCUUCAAAUUCAUGUCACAUCGUGUUUGAGUCCAAAUAA